This is a messenger RNA of Rangifer tarandus platyrhynchus (Svalbard reindeer), 306 nucleotides long. NCBI's taxonomy places the organism in Eukaryota, Metazoa, Chordata, Mammalia, Artiodactyla, Cervidae. The record is from the annotation of a GenBank genome assembly.
AUGCACUGGUUUCAAGACUGCUUUUUCUCUCUAAAAGCCGGUGUCCCUCCCAUGGAAUGUUGGACUGCUUUUUGCCACCCGUCUGGGCUUGAAGUGGGCCGGGAAUUCUAUGGGCUGGAGAUACAGGGUUGCUCCAAGUUCGUCUUUCUCUUCUUUAGAAACGACAUCAUAGAAAAUAUCUCACAGUCAAGUAGCUCCCUGAAACAAAUUGUCCUCCGUGUGAAGGACAUAGACACACAUCUGGGGAGUUGGGGCAAGGAGAGCCCUCUGAAGAAGGGGGUCCCACCCCACCCUCCAGCCACUUAA